AUGGAUCAAAGAAAUUCACAUCGUCUCCCGAAACAAUCGAAGCUGAAACUUGCUGGGGAAUCGAUGAAGGUCUUGAAACUGAUAUUCAUAUUAGCUCUAACUACUGGAAUCUCUGCUGUUCUCAUCUACAUUAUCGGCGUAUCAAAUCUCUAUGAUUCCGUGGAUUUAGACGAGUCUAAUCGGCUUGGAAAUGAAGAUUUAGAGGCGUUGCAGUCCCUGCAGAGCGGAUUCCAGAAGUGCGUAAGUGCAAAUGGAUUGGGACUACAAGCUGCUACUGGUAGAGAUUACUGCCAAGUCUCGAUAAACUUCCCCAAAGAUACUGUGCCCAAAUGGAAAGAUCCCAAGUCUGGGGAGCUUGAAGGACUUUCAUAUGAGUUUAACCUGUGCGAAGCGGUAGCUACAUGGGAACAAGUCAGGAAUAGCUCUACGAUACUUACCAAGGAAUAUAUUGAUGCCUUACCAAAUGGAUGGGAGGAUUAUGCAUGGCGCAGAAUCAAUAAGGGAAUACAACUUAAUCGUUGCCAGAAUAAAUCUUUAUGCAUGGAGAAGCUUUCAUUGGUGCUCCCUGAAACACCACCAUAUUUUCCCCGGCAGUUUGAGCGAUGUGCUGUUAUUGGGAACUCUGGUGAUCUUUUAAAAACAAAGUUCGGAAAGGAGAUAGAUACUUAUGAUGCAGUUCUUAGAGAAAACGGCGCUCCCAUUCAGAACUACAAGGAAUAUGUGGGAGAGAAAAGUACAUUCCGUCUUCUUAAUCGAGGGUCAGCAAAAGCCCUUGACAAAGUUGUGGAGUUGGAUGAAACAAAACAGGAGGUCUUGCUAGUAAAAACAACAGUUCAUGACAUUAUGAACAAGAUGAUUCGGGAAGUUCCAAUAAAAAAUCCAGUGUACUUGAUGCUUGGUGCUUCAUUUGGCUCAGCAGCCAAAGGAACUGGGCUCAAGGCACUUGAAUUUGCUCUCUCGACCUGUGAUUCAGUGGAUAUGUAUGGUUUCACUGUGGACCCAGGUUAUAAAGAGUGGACUAGAUAUUUUUCAGAAUCGCGCCAAGGACACACUCCUUUGCAUGGUAGAGCUUACUACCAAAUGAUGGAAUGCUUGGGUCUCAUUAAAAUACACUCUCCCAUGAGAGCUGAUCCAAACCGAGUCGUGAAAUGGGUGCCAAGCCGCAACACAAUUAGAUCCGCAAGAAUUGCAGCAGAAAAGCUCUUAAGGAGAGUUGGAGCAGGAUCUGCAGACCCAUUAGCUUCAUGCUCGAUAGUAAAGAAGAGAAGCAAAAACAAUCGUCCACCAGAAGUCUCACACCUCAGAAAACCUGUGAGAGACCAUCAAAAAUUUGUGAGAAGCACGACCAUGUACCCGUUGGAGCACAGUCCAGGACAUAGUCAGCUUUGCAUUACACCAGCUGACUAA
Microthlaspi erraticum is the source of this 1407-nucleotide messenger RNA. NCBI's taxonomy places the organism in Eukaryota, Viridiplantae, Streptophyta, Magnoliopsida, Brassicales, Brassicaceae. The record is from the annotation of a GenBank genome assembly.